AUGGCGUCAAGCGGAGGAAAUGGGGAACACGAAUGGACAGCGGCCGUCCGGCCGCUAUUAUCGGCUUCGUACACUGCAUUUGAAACGAAAGAACUACCGCAGCUUAUUGGAUCCAUUAUCAAUAGUGAAUCGGACAUUCUUCAUCAUGACAAACAGUAUGAGCCUUUCUACUCGUCAUUUGUGGCGCUCUCUGCACAUUACAUCACCACAGUAUGUGGGCAAAUACCAAGGAAUCAGUUACUCUCGGUUGCUGCAGCAUGCAAGGUUCUGAUUGAGUUCUCUCUUCUGCGCCUGGAGAACCCAGAUGAAGCUUGUGCAGUGUCACAGAAACACCUGAUCCUUCUAAUAAAAGGACUAUGCACUGGCAGUAGCAGACUUGACCGCACAGAAAUUAUUACUUUCACUGCAAUGAUGAAGUCUGCAAAGCUGCCGCAAACUGUUAAAACCCUCUCAGAUGUAGAGGAUCAGAAGGAGGCUCCCAGUGCUGUGAACCCAGAAUUGCGACACAAAGAAGUACAGAUGAACUUCUUUAAUCAGCUAACUUCAGUUUUUAACCCAGACCUCAGCACCGUUUUGGCCCCAUCAGCACAUAUGCAGGCGGAGAGUGAUUGUGAUGAGCAGACGUCUGACCAAGCUGUUCAGGCCAAAAUGAAGAACGCAUUUGUCUCUCAGAAUGUUUCAAGCUUACAAGAACUAGGUGGGUCUGAGAAGUUACUGCGAGUAUGUCUCAACCUGCCCUACUUUCUACGUUACAUUAACCGUUUCCAAGAUGCCGUGUCAGCAAACUCUUUCUUCAUUAUGCCUGCUACAGUUGCUGAUGCCACAGCGGUCCGCAAUGGAUUUCAUUCGCUUGUGAUUGACGUAACUAUGGCUUUGGACACACUCUCUUUGCCUGUGCUGGAGCCACUGACACCAGGCAGAUUACUGGAUAUGACUGUCCUGGCUUUGAGUUGUCUCUAUGCUGGUGUUAGUGUGGCCACAUGCAUGGCAAUUUUACAAGUAGGAAGUGGCUUGCAACUUCGCUCAGCCUCCACCGGAACCAAAGAGGAGGACUAUGAAAACGACGCUGCAACAAUAGUCCAAAAAUGUUUGGAAAUCUAUGAAAUGAUUGGCCAAGCGAUCAGCAAUUCUCGCCGAGCAGGUGGAGAGCAUUAUCAGAAUUUCCAGCUACUUGGUGCAUGGUGCCUUUUAAACAGCCUAUACUUGAUUCUCAACCUGAGCCCCACGGCCCUGGCAGAUAAAGGCAAAGAGAAAGAUCCUUUGGCUGCGUUGCGUGUCCGAGAUAUUGCUGCCCGCACCAAGGAUGGUGCCGGGUCACCGAAGUUGGGUCCAGGCAAAGGACACCAAGGAUUUGGAGUUUUGUCGGUUAUCUUGGCCAACCACGCCAUUAAGCUUUUAACAUCACUUUUCCAAGAUCUGCAAGUUGAGGCCCUGCACAGGGGUUGGGCAAGUGAUGGUCCACCUGCUGAGCUCAACAUCAUGGCACAAAGCACUUCCAUCCAGAGGGUCCAAAGACUCAUUGACUCUGUACCGCUGACCAACCUUCUUUUCACGCUUCUGUCCACUGCCUACAAAAAGGCAUGUGUUCUCCAACGCCAGAGAAAAGGCUCAGUCAGCAGUGAUGCCAGUGCGUCCACUGAUUCAAACACCUACUAUGAGGAUGACUUCAGCAGCACUGAAGAGGACAGCAGCCAAGCAGAGAGAAGACAGGAGAAGACAAGUGCAGCUUGUGUCUCAGAUGAUGACAGUGAACCAAUCCUCGGACUAUGGUUUGAAGAAACUAUUUCACCCACCAAAGACAAAGUAGCCCCCCCACCGCCUCCCCCACCUCCUCCACUGGAAACCUCUCCCAGACUAAAGAGCCCCAAUAAGCAGAAUCCAAGCGAGAAUGGCAACAUUUUGGCGGGUCGUAAAGAUCCAGAACUUUUCCUUACUUUGGCCUCAAGCAUUUUGAACUUCAUCACCACCUCCAUGCUCAAGUCCAGGAACAACUUCAUACGCAACUACCUAAGUGUAUCUCUAACAGAGCAACACAUGGCAACAUUGGCUAGCAUCAUCAAAGAUGUGGACAAAGACGUAAAAGGGUCCUCAGAUGAAGCCUUUUCAUUGGCUCUGUAUCACUUCAACCACACCCUGGUAACAUCAGAUCUACCAUCCCCAUCCCUGCAAAACACCCUUCUUCAGCAACUUGGUGUUGCACCCUUUUCAGAGGGUCCAUGGCCUUUAUACAUUCACCCUCAGUCACUUUCAGUCCUCUCCAGGCUUCUCCUCAUCUGGCAGCACAAAGCCUCUGGGCAGGGAGAGCCAGAUGUGCCUGAGUGUAUGAAAGUCUGGGAGAGAUUUUUGGGAACACUGAAGCAACACACUGUUCAAGGAGCUGUUCACGGGGAGGAUGACCUUAAUGUGGAGCACCUUCAACUCAUGCUGCUACUUUUCCACAACCUGUCAGAACGUGGCAGAAAGACAGUACUUACUUUGGUCACUCAGGCAAUCACUGAUGUGGCACUGAGCAGAGAGAGCCAGCUGAAGGCUGUGCCCCUCAACUUGGCUCGCCUACUGUUGGUUUUUGACUACCUUCUGCGACACUACUCAAAGGCCCCCAUGUACCUUUUUGAGCAGGUCCAGUACAAUCUCCUCACUCCCCCAUCAAGCGGGCCAAGUUCUCUUCAGGAGGUCGGGAAGCGCAGCAGUCUUCCUCUUUACUACGGUUUUAAGGAGGUGGAGGAAAACUGGGCAAAGCACUGUCCAACCAAUUCAAAUGUUCAGCCCAAAUUCUACUGUGUUUUAUCCCCUGAGGCUUCUGAAGAUGAUAUCAGUAGACUAGAUGCCAAGGUGUUUCCAAAGCUGUUCAACGGAGCAGUGAAAUAUGAUGAACUUUAUACUUGUCUCAUCUCACUUCUGGCAGCAGGCUCUCAAUUUGACACGGCAAGAAGACAGGAGACCAAGCCCAUCACUCCAGUGGAGGCCUGUUCUCUUCAGUACUUUUUCUUAGUGCUGUGGAGGAUCUUAGGGGCUUUACCACCUUCUAAAGUCUACAUGGAGCAGCUCAAGUCUGGAUUGGGUGACGCCAGUGAGAGUGACAUCCUACAUACUCUGCGAUGGUCCUCACGCCUUAGGGUGUCUAUUUAUGUGAAAUGGAUUAGGGACCACUUAGUGAAGCAGGGAAUGAAAGCAGAUCAAGCAGCCUCUUUGGUUGAAAUCACAGCCGCAAAGUGCAGCACUGUCAAAUAUGAUGUGGAACUAGCAGAGGAGUACAUUGCCAGACAGAUUUCAACGUUCUCCAAUAUUGACCCAAAUGUCAUAGUUCCACUUGAUCAGCUGCCUUCGCUACAAGCCAUCUAUACACUGGAUGCAGUUAUUUCCAAAGUACAAGUGUCCUUGGAUGAACAUUUGUCCAAGGUUGCCGUUGAGACAGACACUCAAAAGUCAUCAGAAAUCACAAAGAACCUGUUGUCUGCCACGUUACAACUAACUGAUAUGUACACAGCCUUUACAAGAUCUUAUCUACUAAUGAACAUCCCAGAGGAGGGAGAAAACAAGCUGUCAGAUGCCAAACUCCAAGGUUAUGCUGCUGUGCUAUCCAUUGGCUCCACCCGCUGCAAGGCCAACUUGUUGGGACAGAAUGUUAUGCAGAACCUACCACCAGCUGUGCAGACCAUAUGUGAGACAUGGAACAGUAUCCACACCAGCGAAUUCCCGAACAUCGGAUCUUGGCGAAAUGCAUUUGCCAAUGAUACGAUUCCAUCAGAGAGCUACAUCAGUGCGAUCCAAGCAGCUCACCUGGGAACACUGAGCAGCCAAUCUUUGCCUCUGGCAUCUUCUCUCAAACACAUUCUUCUUUCUUUGGUUCGGCUCACCGGUGACCUCAUUGUCACAGAGGAGCUGGAUCCUACUCAGAUCGUGCGUACGUUGCUGCCCCUUCUCCUGGAGAGCAGCACCGAGAGUGUGGCAGAAAUGUGUACAACAUCACUGGAGCGUAUUCUUGGGCCUUCAGAAUCGGAUGCCUUUCUAAGCCGCAUCUAUGAACGUUUGGUGACUGGAUGUUACAACAUCAUUGCAAAUCACUCAGACCCUAACAGUGGUUUGGAUGAGUCUGUCCUUGAAGAAUGCCUUCAGUACCUUGAAAAGCAGCUUGAGAGUGUCCAGGUCCGCAAAGCCAUGGAGGAGUUCUUUUCUUUCAGAGGUGAGCUUGUCCAAAUUAUGAUGGCAACAGCCAACGAAAGCCUAUCUGCGAAAUUCUGCAACAGAGUGCUGAAAUUCUUCACAAAGCUUUUCCAGCUAACUGAAAAGAGCCCAAAUCCCAGUUUGCUCUGUCUUUGUGGCUCUCUGGCACAACUGGCCUGCGUGGAACCUUCUCGUCUGCAGUCCUGGUUAACGCGCAUGACUGCCACGCCACCCAAGGAUUCAGAGCAGCUGGAAAUUGUUCAAGAAAACCGACAGCUUUUGCAAGUCCUCACCACUCAUAUUGUGCGGGACAACAGCCAAGUGGGGGAAGGAGUGUGCACGGUCCUCUUAAGCAUUCUAAUUCCCAUGGCAACAGACAUGCUGACUAAUGGAGAUGGGACAGGAUUCCCUGAGCUCAUGGUCAUCAUGGCCACUCUAGCCAGUGCUGGACAGGGAGCGGGCCACUUGCAGCUGCACAGGGCAGUUAUUGACUGGCUCACUCGAUGCAAAAAGUAUUUAACUCAAAAGAAUGUUGUGGAAAAAGUGAGCACAAACACAUCCCAAGGCAAACAUGCAAGCAUGUUGGAAUGCUCCUGUCACAUCAUCUCCUAUUUGGCUGAUGUGAUGAACGCCUUGAGGCAAAGUAAUGGUCAAGGUAGCGCAGCAAUUCUCAUGGAAGGAGAGGAAAAAGCCAUGGAGGUGGACUCGGACUGGGUGGAAGAACUAGCCGUAGAGGAAGAUGAUUCUCAGGCUGAAGAUUCUGAUGAAGAUUCUCUUUGCAACAAACUCUGCACUUUCACCAUAACUCAGAAGGAAUUCAUGAACCAGCACUGGUACCAUUGUCACACCUGUAAGAUGGUGGAUGGGGUAGGUGUGUGCACUGUGUGUGCCAAGGUCUGUCAUAAAGACCAUGAGAUCUCCUAUGCCAAAUAUGGCUCAUUCUUCUGUGACUGCGGUGCCAAAGAGGAUGGCAGCUGCCAGGUGAGACCGAAUACCUCAGGUCAUCAUGGGAAGAGAGCAACAGCGGCCUUAGUUAAACGCAGCCCAAGCAGUGGUAUGGGCUCCACUCUGAAGGAGUCUUCUGCGUUCCAGAGUGAACUGCGCAUGCCCGAGAGCACAAGCCGUCACCAAAAUGUCUCCCCAUCUGAUAAAGGCAAGGUGACCAUCUGUGAUGGUAAUCCUGGUGAUGAGGACAGACCAAAGAAAAGCAGUGUGUGCAAGAGUAUUGAAGGCUGUCAGGAAGAGCUGCUCUCCCAAGUGAAUGCAUCGUCUACUGCUGCUCUCAUACUGGAGAUGCUGAUGUUCCUAAUGGAAGCCAUUCAGACGAAUUUCCAGCAGGCAUCUGCUGUAGGCAGCAGCAUCCGGGCACAGCAAGCCCUAAAUGAACUUCACACUCAGGAUAAAAGUGUGGAUAUGACAGAUCAGUUGAUGGUACCCACCCUUGGCUCUCAAGAAGGUGCAUUUGAGAAUGUACGGAUGAAUUACAGUGGUGACCAAGGGCAAACAAUCCGCCAGCUCAUUAGUGCUCAUGUGCUGAGGCGCGUUGCCAUGUGUGUCUUGUCAUCGCCUCAUGGCCGCCGUCAACACCUUGCGGUCAGCCAUGAAAAGGGAAAGAUAACUGUUUUGCAGCUGUCCACCCUCUUGAAGCAAGCUGACUCCAGCAAGAGGAAGCUGACACUGACCCGUCUGGCCUCUGCCCCAGUCCCUUUCACUGUCCUCAGUCUUACAGGCAACCCUUGUAAUGAAGAUUAUCUGGCUGUGUGUGGCCUCAAGGAUUGCCAUGUGCUCACCUUUAGCAGCACAGGCUCUGUGUCGGAUCAUCUGGUGCUGCACCCGCAACUAGCUACGGGCAACUUCAUCAUUAAAGCCAUUUGGUUGCCAGGCUCGCAAACUGAGCUAGCUAUCAUCACUGCUGAUUUCGUAAAGAUUUAUGACUUAUCUGUGGAUGCAUUGAGUCCCAUGUACUACUUCCUACUGCCAAGUUCCAAGAUUCGUGAUGCUACCUUUCUUUUCAAUGAAGAGGGAAAGAACAUCAUUGUCAUCAUGUCUUCUGCGGGUUACAUAUAUACCCAGGUCAUGGAUGAAUCCAGUAGUGCUCAACAUGGGCCGUUCUAUGUCACAAAUGUGUUAGAGAUAAGCCAUGAAGACCUGAAGGACAGCAACGGUCAGGUUGCUGGAGGAGGGGUGUCAGUCUAUUACUCCCAUGUUCUCCAGAUGCUUUUCUUCAGCUACAGCCAAGGAAAGUCUUUUGCUGCCACAGUGAGUCGCAGCACUACUGAUGUCCAGAGACUAUUUCCCAUCCAUGUCAAAAGCUCCAAUGGCAGCAGCAAUAAAAUGUCACCGGCCCUUUGCCAGUGGUCUGAGGUCAUGAACCACCCAGGGCUGGUAUGCUGUGUGCAGCAGACAACGGGCAUUCCACUCGUUAUUAUGGUUAAGCCCGACACCUUCCUUAUUCAAGAAAUUAAAACUUUGCCAGCCAAAGCUAAGAUCCAAGACAUGGUAGCAAUCCGACACACUGCCAGUAAUGAACAACAGCGCACGACCAUGAUUCUUCUCUGUGAGGACGGAAGCCUGCGAAUCUACAUGGCCAAUGUAGACAACACUUCUUACUGGCUCCAGCCCUCACUACAGCCCAGCUGUGGCAUCAAUAUUAUGAAACCUGUCCGCAAGCGCAAAGCUGCAGCAGCCACAACCCGAACAUCCAGUCAGGUAACUUUCCCAGUAGACUUUUUUGAACACAACCAGCAACUGACUGAGGUGGAGUUUGGAGGCAAUGACUUGCUGCAGGUCUAUAAUGGACAGCAGAUUAAACACAGACUCAAUUCUACUGGGAUGUAUGUGGCUAAUACAAAGUCUGGGGGUUUCACUGUGGAAGCGGUGAACAACAACAGUUCAAUGGUUAUGACUGGCAUGCGAGUGCAAGUUGGUACUCAGGCCAUUGAGAGGGCGCCCUCUUAUGUUGAAGUUUUUGGCCGCACCAUGCAGAUAAAUCUGACAAGAGCACGCUGGUUUGACUUCCCUUUCACCAGAGAAGAAGCAUUACAGGCUGACAAGAAGCUUUCAAUUUUCAUUGGAGCUUCGGUUGACCCGUCUGGAGUUACCAUGUUGGAUUCAGUCAAGAUCUAUGGCAAAACUAAAGAGCAGUUUGGUUGGCCUGAGGAACCACCAGAGGACUUCUCUUCAGCCUCUGUAAAUAAUGUCUGCAGUCCCAACCUUAACCAGAGCAAUGGUCCCUCUGAUGGCGAUGUUGUCACACCAUCCACGACUAGUGGCUCUGUGCUGGAGAGUUGUGAAACUGAGUCCUUAUCCACCUUGGACCGGCUUGUGGUAAGUGCUCUGGAAGCUCUGGAAAGCUGCUUUGCUGUUGGAUCCUCGAAUGAAAAGGAAAAGAACAAGGCUGCUGCAUUGGAGCUGGCCACUUUACUCCUGUCAAUGCCAACCCCAGCAGGUGUUCAGCAGCAAACGAAGGGACUCCUUGCCAGUCUGCACACCAGUCGUACUGCCUAUCACAACCACAAGGACCAAUCACUGCUAAGUAAUGCGGUUCAGUGUUUGAACAGCUGCAGUCGGGAGGGCAAAGAACUCGACCCUGAUGUUUUUCAGAGACUUGUAAUCACUGCCCGUUCCAUUGCCAUCAUGAGACCCAACAAUUUGGUGCAUUUUACCGAAUCCAAAUUACUUCAACAAGACUCUGAUAUGACAGACGAUGGGCAGAAAAAUGUGGAAAUUGAAAGCCACAAUUUCAUCACACAACUGAUGAGUAACUUCUGGAAACUUCAUUCCCUCAAACCAAAAAAUGCCUUUCUUGCUCCUGCGUGCCUGCCUGGACUCACUCAUGUGGAGGCAACAGUAAAUGCUUUAGUGGAUAUAAUCCAUGCAUACUGCACCUGUGAGCUUGAUUACAUCAAUGUGGCCUCGAAAAUCUACAUGCAAAUGUUACUCUGCCCUGACACAGCCGUGAGCUUUGCUUGUAAGCAGGCACUGAUCAGAGUGCUUCGACCACGAAACAAACGUCGCCACGUUACUAUUCCAUCUCCCCCACGCUCCAACACACCCAUAGGAGACAAAGAUGAUGACGAUGAUGAUGAUGCAGAAGACAAAAUGCAGUCAUCUGUGCUCACCAGUGGAGAGGAGGUUAGACCGGACAGUCAGGAACAGAAUGAAGUGGACCAUGGCGACUUUGAGAUGGUGUCCGAAUCCAUGGUCCUGGAGACCCCAGAGAAUCUAAACAACGGCAAUCCAUCCCCUUUGGAAGCAUUGCUAGCUGGAGCUGAAGGUUUCCCUCCCAUGCUGGACAUCCCUCCCGAUGCUGAUGAUGAAACUAUGGUGGAGCUAGCAAUCGCGCUCAGCCUUCAGCAGGAUCAGCAAGGGAGUAGUAGUAGUGCCCUUGGCCUUCAGAGCCUCGGUUUGUCUGGGCAAGCUCCAAGCUCCUCAUCACUGGAUGCUGGCACGCUGUCAGACACCACAGCAUCAGCUCCGGCAUCUGAUGACGAGGGCAGUACUGCUGCUACUGAUGGCUCCACACUACGGACCUCACCAGCUGAGCAUGGGGGCAGUGUGGGUUCAGAGAGUGGAGGUUCUGCUAUCGAUUCUGUUGCAGGAGAGCACAGUGUGUCAGGACGCAGCAGUGCAUAUGGGGAUACAACAGUAGAGGGCCACCCUGCCGGUCCAGGUAGUGUAAGCUCCAGCACCGGCGCUAUAAGCACCACCACAGCCCAGCAGGAAGGUGAAGGCUCAGAGGGAGAGGGAGAGACAGAAGGAGACAUCCACAGAAGCAACAGGCUUCACAUGGUUCGUCUUAUGUUACUGGAGCGCCUGCUACAGCACUUGUCUCAGCUUCACAAUGUUGGUGGCGUUCAAGCCAUUCCUUACAUGCAAGUUAUCCUUAUGCUGACCUCUGACCUCGAUGGGGAGGAUGAGAAGGAUAAGGGUGCCUUGGAUGACCUUCUUGCGCAGCUUAUUGCAGAACUUGGAAUGCAUAAAAAGGAUGUUGCAAAAAAGAAUGAUCGUUGUGCUAUGAAUGAAGUACAUCUCGUCAUUAUGAGGCUGCUCAGUGUCUUCAUGUCUCGAACCAAAUCUGGCUCCAAAUCCUCCUCCGAGUCAUCCUCUCUUAUUUCCAACGCGACGGCAACCGCCUUGCUGAGUUUGGGUGCCGUUGACUACUGCCUCCAUGUGCUCAAAUCCCUGCUGGAGUUCUGGAAGAGCCAGCAGGGCGAAGAAGAAAAUGUGACCACGAGCCAGCUCCUUCGCCCACACACAUCCUCCUCUCCCCCAGACAUGAGCCCCUUUUUCCUUCGCCAAUAUGUCAAGGGACAUGCAGCUGAUGUUUUUGAAGCCUAUUCGCAGCUGCUCACUGAAAUGGUGCUUCGAUUACCGUAUCAGAUCAAAAAGAUAGCUGACACAAACCCACGUAUCCCUGCUCCUGUCUUUGAACAUUCCUGGUUCUACUAUUUGUCAGAAUAUCUUAUGAUCCAGCAGACACCAUUUGUCAGGAGGCAAGUGAGAAAACUGCUGCUUUUUAUCUGCGGCUCAAAGGAAAAGUAUCGUCAGUUGCGGGAUCUGCACACUCUCGAUUCUCACAUGCGCAGCAUCAAAAAGCUUCUGGAAGAACAGGGUAUCUUCCUGCGGGCGGGCAUAGUUACAGCUUCAUCUGGCUCAGCUCUGCAGUAUGACACACUCAUCAACCUGAUGGAGCACCUUAAAGCUUGUGCUGAAAUCGCCACUCAGAGGACAAUCAACUGGCAGAAGUUUUGCGUGAAAGAUGACUCGGUGUUGUACUUCCUGCUUCAAGUCAGUUUCCUAGUGGAUGAGGGUGUUUCCCCAGUCCUUUUGCAGUUGCUCUCAUGUGCCAUAUGUGGUAGCAAGGUGCUGGCCAACUCCUCCUCAUUAUCAUCAGGGGGUUCAAGUGGUGGACAAGGAGGAACAUCUCAGUCCUCCCAGAGCAAGUCUUCUAGUAAAAAGAGCAAAAAAGAGGACAAAGAGAAGGAUAAAGAGGGUGAUGGAGCUGGAAGUCAGGAGGAUCAGUUAUGCAUGGCUCUGGUUAGUCAGCUCAAUAAGUUUGCGGACAAGGAGACACUCAUCCAAUUUUUGCGCUGCUUUCUGCUUGAGUCCAACUCAUCAGCGGUGCGCUGGCAGGCCCACUGCUUAGCAUUACAUAUCUACAGGAACUCAAGUAAAUCUCAGCAAGAGUUGUUGCUUGAGCUCACAUGGGCCAUUUGGCCAGAGCUCCCUGCAUAUGGCCGCAAAGCUGCGCAAUUUGUCGACCUUCUCGGGUACUUUUCACUCAAGACUCCACAGACUGAGAAAAAGCUGAAGGAGUACUCCCAGAAGGCAGUGGAAAUCCUGAGAACACAGAACCAUAUCCUGACCAAUCACCCAAACUCCAACAUCUACAACACUUUGUCAGGUCUGGUGGAAUUUGAUGGUUUUUACCUGGAAAGUGACCCCUGCUUGGUGUGUAAUAAUCCAGAGGUUCCUUUCUCGAAUAUCAAACUGUCCUCUAUCAAAGUGGAUACCCGCUACACUACAACACAACAGGUUGUCAAGCUUAUUGGCAGCCAUACCAUUAGCAAAGUUACUGUGAAGAUUGGUGACCUCAAACGUACCAAAAUGGUUCGCACUAUAAACCUCUACUACAACAACAGGACUGUGCAAGCCAUUGUGGAGCUGAAGAACAAGCCUGCUCGCUGGCAUAAAGCCAAGAAAGUACAACUGACCCCGGGUCAAACCGAAGUGAAAAUUGACCUCCCUUUACCCAUUGUUGCAUCAAACUUAAUGAUUGAGUUCUCUGACUUCUAUGAGAACUACCAGGCCUCCACUGAGACGUUGCAAUGUCCACGCUGCAGCGCCUCUGUGCCUGCCAACCCUGGAGUGUGUGGAAACUGUGGCGAGAAUGUCUAUCAAUGCCACAAGUGCAGGUCCAUCAACUACGAUGAAAAGGACCCCUUCCUGUGCAACGCUUGUGGUUUCUGCAAAUAUGCCAGAUUUGACUUCAUGCUAUAUGCCAAACCAUGUUGUGCUGUGGAUCCUAUUGAGAACGAAGAAGACAGAAAAAAAGCUGUGACAAACAUCAACACCCUUCUGGAAAAAGCUGAUCGUGUCUACCAUCAGCUGAUGGGUCACCGGCCCCAGCUGGAAAGCCUUUUGUCCAAAGUCAACGAGGCCGCUCCGGAGAAGCCACAAGAUGACACCGCAGCUGCCGCCGGUCUUGGUACAUCUUCUGCUAAUGUAAACAGAUACAUUCAGCAGCUAGCUCAGGAGUACAGUGGAGACUGCAAAACAUCAUUUGAUGAACUCUCCAAGAUUAUACAGAAAGUCCUUGCAUCUCGCAAGGAGCUGCUUGAAUAUGAUCUACAGCAGCGCGAGGCUGCCACCAAGUCCUCCCGCAGUAGCAGCAGCCACCAGCCGACCUUCACGGCCAGCCAAUACCGCGCCCUCUCGGUGCUGGGUUGUGGCCACACUUCCUCCAACAAGUGUUACGGCUGUGCCUCGGCAGUCACAGGUCACUGUAUCACACUGCUGCGGGCGCUGGCCACUAACCCAGCCCUCCGACAGAUCCUUGUCCUCCAAGGGCUUAUCCGUGAGCUUUUUGAAUACAAUUUACGCCGGGGUACUGCAGCCAUGCGGGAAGAGGUACGCCAGCUAAUCUGUCUGCUGACCAGAGAUCACCCUGAAGCCACACAGCAGAUGAAUGACCUUAUCAUCGCUAAGGUUUCUGCAGCCCUCAAGGGUCACUGGGCCAAUCCCGACCUGGUUAGUAAUCUACAGUAUGAAAUGCUGCUGUUAACUGACUCCAUUUCAAAAGAGGGAGGAUGCUGGGAGUUACGGCUGCGCUGUGCCCUCAGUCUAUUCCUGAUGUCAGUUAACAUCAAGACGCCUGUAGUGGUGGAGAACAUAACACUCAUGUGCCUGAAAAUCCUGCAGAAGCUUAUCAAACCCCCUGCCCCAACGAGCAAGAAGAACAAGGAUGCUGCUACUGAAUCCCUGACCACCGUGAGGCCCUACAGUAAUGAAAUCCAUGCUCAGGCCCAAAUGUGGCUCAAGAAGGAUCCCAAAGCUUCAUAUGAGGCCUGGAAAAAAUGCCUCCCUGCAAGAUGCCAUGAGAUGGUGACAAAACCUCAGGGAAAGGGUGAACUGCGGAAGCAAUAUCUGCUGGAGAAGUAUGUAUGGAAGUGGAAGCAGUUCAUGAGGUCCAGAAGAGGGGAAAGCCUUUUCCCUCGCCUCCUCAAGCUGAGCCACAAUAAUUGGCUUCGGCAGGUCCUUUUCACGCCUGCCACUCAAGCUGCCAGACAGGCUGCUUGCACCAUUGUGGAGGCUCUCACGACAAUUCCCAGCCGCAAACAACAAGUUUUGGGCCUGCUCACUAGUUACCUGGAUGAGCUUAGUUUGGCUGGAGAGUGUGCAGCAGAGUACCUGGGUCUCUACCAAAAGUUGAUCAAACCAACACACUGGAAAGUUUACUUAGCAGCACGGGGAGUCCUUCCCUACAUAGGCAACCUCAUUACAAAGGAAAUAGCCAACCUGCUGGCCCUGGAGGAGGCUACCCUGAGUACAGAUUUGCAGCAAGGCUAUGCGCUUAAGAGCUUUACUGGAUUACUAUCAUCAUUUGUGGAGGUGGAGUCCAUUAAACGACAUUUUAAGAGCCGGCUGGUUGGCACAGUCCUAAAUGGCUAUCUCUGUCUAAGAAAGCUCGUUGUCCAACGCACAAAACUCAUUGAUGAGACUCAGGACAUGCUUCUGGAGAUGCUCGAGGACAUGACCACAGGUACCGAGUCAGAAACCAAGGCCUUCAUGGCGGUGUGUAUAGAGACUGCAAAGAGAUACAAUUUGGAUGACUACAGAACACCUGUGUUCAUUUUUGAGAGACUGUGUAGCAUCAUUUAUCCUGAGGAGAACGAGGUGACAGAGUUCUUUGUAACUCUGGAAAAAGAUCCUCAGCAGGAAGACUUCCUUCAAGGUCGCAUGCCUGGAAACCCAUACAGUAGCAACGAGCCAGGAAUUGGCCCUCUCAUGAGGGACAUCAAGAACAAAAUCUGUCAGGACUGCGACCUGGUAGCACUCCUUGAAGAUGAUAGUGGCAUGGAGCUUUUGGUGAACAACAAAAUCAUAAGCUUGGAUCUGUCUGUAGCUGAAGUCUACAAGAGGGUUUGGUGCCCAACCAAUGAGGGGGAACCAAUGAGGAUCAUUUACCGAAUGAGAGGUCUCCUGGGGGAUGCAACGGAGGAGUUUAUUGAGUCGCUGGACUCGACCACAGAUGAGGAGGAGGAUGAUGAGGAGGUAUACAAGAUGGCCGGAGUGAUGGCACAGUGCGGCGGACUGGAAUGUAUGCUAAAUCGGCUGUCAGGAAUUAAAGAUUUCAAACAGGGACGCCACCUGCUCACGGUUUUACUGAAGCUAUUCAGUUAUUGUGUAAAAGUGAAAAUCAACCGGCAACACCUAGUCAAACCGGAGAUGAACACGCUCAACGUCAUGCUCGGAACUCUGAACUUGGGUUUAGUUGCCGAACAGGAGAGUAAGGAUAGUGGUGGUGCCUCUGUAGCAGAGCAAGUUCUGAGCAUCAUGGAGAUCAUUCUGGAUGAAGCUAAUGCAGAGAUUUCAGAGGACAAGGGUAACUUGUUGCUGACAGGCGACAAGGAUCAGCUGGUCAUGUUGCUUGACCAGAUCAACACUCCCUUUGUGCGCUCCAACCCCAGCGUACUGCAGGGUCUGCUUCGCAUCAUCCCGUACCUGUCGUUUGGCGAACUGGAAAAGAUGAGAAUCUUAGUCGAGCGGUUCAAGCCAUGCUGCAGUUUUGAUAAGUACGAUGAGGAACACAGCGCUGAUGACAAAGUGUUUCUCGACUGUUUCUGUAAAAUUGCAGCUGGAAUAAAAAAUAAUAGCAAAGGCCAUCAGCUCAAAGACCUUAUUCUGCAAAAGGGAAUCACACAAAAUGCACUGGAUUACAUGAAGAAACAUAUCCCAAAUGCCAAAAAUCUUGAUGCAGACAUCUGGAAAAAGUUCCUUUCACGCCCCGCACUGCCCUUCAUUCUUAGAUUGCUUCGUGGCUUGACUACCCAGCAUCCCCCCACACAGGUGCUGAUAGGCACCGAUUCAAUUCCCAACCUCCACAAGCUGGAGCAGGUUUCCAGUGAUGAAGGUAUCGGUACGCUCGCAGAGAACCUUCUGGAAGCGCUGCGGGAGCACAGCGAAGUUAAUUUGAAAAUCGAAGCGGCACGCAGGGAAACCCGAGCGGAAAAAAAGCGGAUGGCCAUGGCCAUGAGACAGAAGGCUCUGGGAACUCUGGGCAUGACGACAAAUGAAAAGGGUCAAGUGGUGACCAAAACUUCCCUAUUGAAACAAAUGGAUGAGCUGAUAGAGGAGCCUGGCUUGACUUGUUGCAUCUGUAGAGAAGGUUACAAAUUCCAGCCCACUAAGGUCCUAGGUAUAUACACUUUCACAAAGCGGGUGUCAUUAGAGGAAUUUGAGAACAAGCCUCGCAAGCAGCAAGGCUACAGCACUGUAUCGCACUUUAAUAUCGUCCACUACGACUGCCACCUGGCAGCAGUCAGGCUGGCACGUGGGCGAGAAGAGUGGGAAAGCGCCGCUCUCCAAAACGCCAACACCAAGUGCAAUGGACUACUUCCUGUUUGGGGGCCACAUGUGCCAGAAUCAGCAUUUGCUACUUGCUUAGCACGACACAACACAUAUCUUCAGGAAUGCACUGGCCAGCGCGAGCCCACGUACCAACUCAACAUCCAUGACACCAAACUGCUCUUCCUUCGCUUUGCUACCGAACAAUCAUUCAGCGUAGACACGGGGGGAGGCGGCCGUGAGAGCAACAUCCAUCUCAUCCCUUACAUCAUCCACACUGUGCUCUAUGUGCUCAACACGACACGGGCUACUUCUCGGGAGGAGAAGAACCUGCAGACUUUUCAGGAGCAGCCAUGUGAGAAAUGGGUGGAGAGCUCAUACGAGGUAGAAGGGCCGCACUACUACACCGUCCUGGCGAUGCACAUCAUGCCACCCGAACACUGGAGGACCUCCCGGAUUUCCUUCCUCCGGAGACUUCUGGUGAACGCACACGCCCGCAAGGUGUCGGCGAGCAGCGUCAACAAGCUUACAGAUAAAUCACCAAAGGAAUAUGCAGUUUACCGCUCACCGCUUCUCUUCUGGGGACUGGUGGAUCUCGUUUAUGACAUGUUCAGGAAAGUUCCCACCAGCAACACAGAAGGUGGCUGGUCAUUCUCACUCGCCGAAUACGUGCGUCACAACGACAUGCCCAUCUAUGAAGCCUCGGAGCGCGUGCUCAGGGCUUUCCAGGAUGAACUCAUGCCUGCCGAAUCCUUGGCAGAGUUCUUUGAUGUUGUAGGUCUCCUCGCUGAAAUCCCUGAUCCGGACCUCUUCCUGCUGGAUUUGUUGAACUCUUUGCCCUGA
Nerophis lumbriciformis (worm pipefish) is the source of this 15576-nucleotide messenger RNA. The record is from RefSeq and is a predicted model, not a curated record. NCBI's taxonomy places the organism in Eukaryota, Metazoa, Chordata, Actinopteri, Syngnathiformes, Syngnathidae.